Molecule: messenger RNA, 1989 nt
Organism: Closterium sp. Naga37s-1
Lineage: Eukaryota; Viridiplantae; Streptophyta; Zygnematophyceae; Desmidiales; Closteriaceae
Source: the annotation of a GenBank genome assembly
AUGAGGAAGUUGCCGAACGAGGCACCCGAGGAAGCGAGGGCACUAUGGGAGGCCCACCGUAGGCGCUUGCAGCUGCAGCACGUCCACCGUAGCCGUGACCUCGCGGAACCGACCAUACAGCAAAGCGUCGGAAGUCUUGUCUUACCUCCCGUAGACGCCGACACUUCACUUAUAGGGCCUCGGUUGGCUCAACGGCAAGAGCGGAGGCGCCGAAAGAGAGGGGGGAGAGGAGGGCAGCAGAGGUGGCUUGUAAGAGGCCAGCAAGGGCUGCAGGUUGGAGGGCAGCAUGGGCUGCUGGCAAGGGGGCAACAAGAGCUGCAAGAUGGAGGGCAGCAGCUGCCGCAUAGCGGCGGGCAAGUGCAGCUACAGAGCAAAGGUACAGCGACGGCUGCCAGCGUGGGGGCGGUAUCAAGAGCUGACGGAGAAGGAACAGCGGCUGCUGGAGAAAGGGCAGCAGUGGUCGCAGAGGUGGCAGAUGGGGCGGCGACCGCUGCACCAGACGGGGUUGCGGCUGAAGUUAGGGACAGGGCUUUCGCACGGCCAGCAGGGGCGGUAGAGGCCACAACUGGGGCAGAGGAGUCCGCUGCAGGGGCGGCAGAGACCGCAGACGGAGUGGCGCGGGCCGCAGGAGAGGCUGGCAGCGAUGGGGACGCUGGAGUCCCACCACAGCCCCAUGAGGAGGUCCUCCCUGCCCUCCCCAUGCCCACCCCCAUGCAGGCAGGAGCUUUAAUAGAGGGGCAGGAGGAAACAACGAGGUCCGCCCUCACCAGCAGAUGUGCAUAUGCCCGAGGCGCUUGGUUUAGCCGCAUCAACCCCCGCACCGACUCCCCUCCGCCCCGCCCCACUCCGACCCCCCUCCCACAACAACCAGCCAUAACUCCCCAAGCCAACGCAGGUCGACGACGGAGGGGGAGAGCCAGGGGCGGGGAGGGCUUAAGUUCCACACCCCCACCUCCGUUUUCUGCCCCACCUGCAGCUCUACUCCCCGCCCCCUCUGCCCAACCUGCUCUAGGCGACCCUCACAUGGGCUCAUCACCCAUCCUUCCCCCCCCUCAUGAACCCUCGCCUUUGCAGGCACACGGUGGAGGUUCCACCGCUCAGCUGAGACAACUGGAGGGUGAGCUAAGGCCGGUGCAACAACCACAUGCAACCCAGCCACAUGGACCAGGUCACCCUCCCUCCCUUACAGACCGGGAGGCGUUGGAGCCCUCAUCGGGCUUGGGGGCAGCCGUAUCUGACUUGCUGGCAAUACAGAACACUGGCAUACCCCUCUCUACUCCCACCCCCCAGACCCCAGUGGUACACGCCCUCGAAGCCCCCCUCAUGGACCUCCCUCUUGCAGCCCCCAUCCUGCAGGAACCCUUUCACCCUUCUCUGAUGGAGACCGAUCUGAUCCUCAGACCGUGCGCCUCUGACGCGGAUUUAAGUGCAUCACUCCGGCCUGCCUCACCCCACCCAUCCCCGUCAUCAGCCCCACCUAUCACCACGGCAUAUAGUUCCGAGGGCACGGCCACGGCCGACCCCACCGACACAGCGACGUCACCAGACGAGGUCGUGAGGGUCCGUGGUGGGUAUCUAGACAUCCUCUGCGCCAUCUUAGCGCGGGUCUCCCAGGACCCAGAGGCACCAGGCCCUACUCUCCUCUUGGAGGCGGCACCGACGCUCCUACUGGCUCCGGCGACACCGCCAGAGCGUUCAAACACGGCCGCCAUUGCAACGCGCAUCAUCCGCUUUGGACGAGGUGAGUGGGACGAGCUCAUCUCUGAGGCCCUACAGCGACGUACUCCCCUUCCUUUACAAGCAGCACGUCACGCUCACGCCACCACUUUCUCCCCCACACCGGAUGACCGCCGCAUUGCCCGCUGCCUGCGUCUGGCGGCUUGCAAUGACACCUCGCGGGCCUGCGCGGCCCUGGAGUCGGCAGAUGCAGCACCUGACACGGAGAGUACGAUGCAACGUCUGCGGAGCAAGCAUCCCGUCGCAGAGUGA